Molecule: messenger RNA, 1582 nt
Organism: Polypterus senegalus (gray bichir)
Lineage: Eukaryota; Metazoa; Chordata; Cladistia; Polypteriformes; Polypteridae
Gene: mrgbp
Product: MRG/MORF4L binding protein
Exons: 5
Coding region: 74-682 (202 amino acids)
Biological process (GO): regulation of transcription by RNA polymerase II
Cellular component (GO): nucleus; NuA4 histone acetyltransferase complex
Source: RefSeq, a predicted model, not a curated record
UUCAGUUUUAUGUUUUGUUUUGUUUUUUUCUUCUGUUUCUUUCCGGUUGUCUGUUCUAAGGAUUAAAGCAGAGAUGGGAGAGGCAGAAGCAAUCCUCACGGAAGAAAAGCCAAGUGAUCCAAUCUCUAGCCCAGUGGAGGAGUCAGUGAUUUGGAGUCAAGAGGUUGAGGUGUGCUUGUUCCAUGCUAUGCUUGGCCAUAAACCUGUAGGUGUAAAUCGCCACUUUCAUAUGAUCUGCAUUCGAGACAAGUUUAGUCAAAACAUUGGUCGACAGGUGUCUUCAAAAGUGAUUUGGGACCACUUGAGCACAAUGUAUGACAUGCAAGCACUGCAUGAGUCAGAAAUCCUUCCAUUCCCCAAUUCUGAAAAAAGUUUUGUUCUUCCUGAAGAAAUCAUUCAGGAAGUGAAAGAAGGAAAAUCUGGUGCUGAGGAAGAUACAAAAGAAGAUGUCAAAGAAGAAAAUGAACCACAGGCAAUUUCAGAAGAAGGGAGCAUCAAUUCUGUGAAACUGGCCGAAAAAGUCAGCAACAAAGAAAAGGAGAGAGACAAAGAGAAGGUUUCAAGUGAGGGUUCUUCCAAGGAGGCAGCAGAUAAAAGGAAGCGGAAUCGAGCCACAGAGAAAGUGCUAACUGCAAACAGCAAUCCUUCCAGCCCGAGUGGAGCCAAACGGCGCAGGACGUAGCAGAAGACCUGGAACUGUAGUGCGCUCAUUUUUGAGUUGGAAAGAGAAUUGGUUUGCAGAAUCUGACAAAGAAGGACAAUUGGGGAAAAAUGCCAACUAGGGGAUGAUGGUGGCAAUGUACAGUAUUUGCUGUUUGUUCUUAGUGAUGAUUUAUAAGCCUGGCAAAGAGGUGAACAGAUUUAACAAGACAAGAACAAACUACAAUUUGAAAUCAUUCUCAUCCUUUCCGGCUGUCAUCCUUUUUGGAACAAAUGUAAUAAGUUUCUCGUUAACUUUAUGCCAUCUACUGACAACAUGAGUGACUGUAACUCUGAAUGGACAGCUGCACAUAGUCUGUCGCCCCAUGAUGUCGGGUUAUACAAGUCUAAAAAACACUUUGGAAUUGGUGCGUAGUAUGAUGCCAGCUCUUUUAAAUUACAGCUCUUUCCCUUUAAAGGGAAAACUAAAUAAAGGCCAGUAAAAUGGUGAGAAUACACCUCUAUAUUGUUGUAACUGAUAGUUUAUCUGAGUAUUGUGUGCACUCUGUGCAGUAUGAUGUUCUGAUUCCUAGCAGCAUGUUUGAGUAAGCCCCUGAUCAUUUAAAAAAAGCCACAUUUUAACAUUGCUGCAUGUGUGUAGUAUCCAUCACAGUUAGAUAAUUAAGCUGUUAGGAAAUAUUAGGAUUUUGGUCAGUUGUGUCUACACUUUUAGAAAAAACUUUUUAAAUUGUAUAUGAAAUAACAAAACAGUCUUUUAUCUAUGUUCUUUUUGAGGGCAGGCAUUUAAUCUCGUAGAUAAUCAAAUUGUUUUAAGUAGCAGUGGCAUCGAAUCUUGUAAAGAUAUCUGCAGUGAUGUAGGUUUUUAUAUUCUAUUCACAUUCUGUAUGUUUCCUAAAUAAACUUUGGAAAGGCUGCCUGGUAA